Molecule: messenger RNA, 1887 nt
Organism: Kockovaella imperatae
Lineage: Eukaryota; Fungi; Basidiomycota; Tremellomycetes; Tremellales; Cuniculitremaceae
Exons: 3
Coding region: 1-1887 (628 amino acids)
Source: RefSeq, a predicted model, not a curated record
AUGUUGCUUCGUCUGUUGCCCGUUCCCACCGCGGAACAACCUGCACCGCCUACCAUCCUUUUCACCCUUCCACUCCCCGUCCACCCUUACACAUCCAAAUCUCUUCCGCUCCCCGCCAACUUACAUGCUCAUCGAUCUGUCUGUCUACAGGAAGACAUUGACUGCAGCAAUGUUCUACUUGGCGAGAAAUCGUCAUGGAUCGGAGGUAUCAUCGACGAGGUGACAUUCUCUAUGGCAGCUCAAGAAAUUACCGUUCGAUACAUUGACAACUCGUUUUCUCUGGUUCCUCUCACACCCGAAUGCACCGUCCAACUCGGCAAUGUCAUUCAGCAGGUUCACCUCUCGUUUCAACCUGCUCCUGCUCCGGCUUCCACCACCGAUUCAGCGCCUCGAGCCAGCACUUCGUCUGCAGCUUCCGUCUCUUCCGCGGCGUCUUCAGCCUCGGGAUCGAGCACUGGAUCCAGCACCAGCGGUCACCGACGAACACCCUCGUCUCUCCUCUUCUCCUUCCUUUCGCCCCUCUUGUCGUCUAACCAAUCUCAAGCCGCGGCCACAAGGUAUCAAUCUCCUGUGCCUACUCCUCAACCCCCCGCUCGAGUUCACCGACGAUUGGCAAGAUCCCUUCUGGUCGAUGCUUACAGACGACACGUCCUGCCCGCUUUAAAGGAGCAACUGCCCUCGGCUUACCUUCUUUGGCAGAUCGCCAGUGAGACGGCCAGACAUCAUCGCGAUUUUGAAUCCCUCAAAGUCGACAUCCAGACCACUUUGGGUGCUGCUGGCGUCAACGCCAGCUUUGCCACUCCGAUGAAACGAUCGCACUCUGGGUCUUCAAGCUCCGAGAGCUCGUCUCAACAUUCUGGUGAUCUAUCCGAGUCGGACUCUGAUGAAGGCGUCCCCGUCACGCCUGCCACGUCGAUCUUCUCCCCUUCAUCUUCCGAAUGCUCUUCGCCUCUUCAGUCUCCACGACGUCGCAUGGUCGUCAACCCUUCCGCUUACCUCCUCACGCUCCCACCCGCGCCGACAGUUCCCGAUUCUCAUCGAACAGUGUACUCUUCUCAGCUCGCUCGACUCUCCCUCCUCGUCACUCGAUUGAGCUCGAUCAAGAAGCUCAACGCAAAGUACGAGCGAGAAGAAGGCAAGCGACGAUGGCUCGAGUCUCUUGAACGUGGUCGUGCGGGUGAUCGAGCCCUCCGCAAGGCAUACUCCAACAAGGAGCCCACUCCCAACGUCCGAUUGACCGCCGAGCCAAUCAAGCGAAGUGGUCUUUGGAGAAGUUGGACCCUCGACGAUCAAAUGCGAGCCGAAGUCAAGGAAGCCGCCAAGGCUGCUCUUCACCCAGCCAUGAUGGAAUCGAUCGACGAAGUCGCAGUCACUUCGGAUGACGAUACCGAGGAUGAUCACUCGCAAGCUUCAGGCUCAACCAUCCGACACAACGGACCUAGAAUUUAUAUCCCGCCCACUGUCGAAGAGGACAUUGACGACGCCGCAGCGACCAUCAUGGUCUGCGAGCAGAUCAUCCACGUUUCCGCUCGACCUUCGCUCGAGAGGGCAAACGAAGAGGAGGAAGACGAGGAAGAUGAGAUCCCCACUCUUUCGCCUCCAUCCUCCCCCUCUGCCUCUUCAUCCGAUACAGAGGAGGAGCCUUCAACCCCUGCCAUGGACAGGGAAGACGAUCUCUUCACUCCUCCUUCUAUCGAUGAUAUCUGUGUGACCUCGUCCUCCUCUGCUCUGAUGGGAGCACCUCUCAGCCGAUCGAAAUCACGCCUCGAAACCAACUCCAAGAAUCUCCCCCAGAUCAAAAGUAUCGUGGGGUGGGGCGGAGUCAGUGAUGAUGCUGAGGUCGAAGAGGUCGAAACGUACGCCGGUGUCGAAGUCAUCUACGCCUAA